Molecule: messenger RNA, 723 nt
Organism: Acanthocheilonema viteae
Lineage: Eukaryota; Metazoa; Nematoda; Chromadorea; Rhabditida; Onchocercidae
Source: the annotation of a GenBank genome assembly
AUGAUCAAAAAUUACCGAAAAUCGGAUGCUCUAAAUGAGCUUCACAUAGCAAUUAGAGCUAAUAAGCCUGGAUUGGUGUUAUACACACUGCAGCAUCAUCGAAGUUUAAAUAUCAACUCAAAUUUGAUGCGUACCUCUGCCCUUUCGUUAGCUGUUCGAAAUCAAAGCGAGCAAAUUGUUCGAAUAUUACUAGACUAUAACUGUGAGUUAAAUAAGCUCUCAUCUGAUGAGAGCGGUCGACUUGAAACACCUCUUUAUACAGCUGUACGACUUCACAAUUAUGCCAUUGUUGAGCUACUCCUGGUUCGCUUUCUCAAAUUACGUGUAAAUAAGAUGUAUGGAGCAGAUCCUAAUGUGACAGUAUCAGAUAAUCGCACGCCGCUGUACAUUGCAACAAAAGAAAGAUGCUUAAACAUUUGCAAUCUACUCAUUGCUUUUGGAGCUAAUUUGGAUAUUCCUGAUUGUACUGGACAAACUCCUUUACAUCUCGCAUGCCGGAAUAUUACUGGUUUCAGCCGUGAACAGAUUGCUAUGUCGCUUAUUGCUCAUGGCGCUAAUGUACAUGCUUCUGAUUUCAAACGUCGCCUUCCGUUAGAUUUUGCCGAGAUCAAUGCUUCUAUUCCAACCAUUGAGCGAUUACUUGAAGAAGGAUCACCAAUCAGUAAACACAUGAAAGAACGGUUCGAAUCAAAUAUUAAGAACACAUGCUCAUUCUCGUAUUAA